This is a messenger RNA of Drosophila ananassae, 1223 nucleotides long. RefSeq names its product odorant receptor 85f (gene Or85f). Gene Ontology annotation, molecular function: olfactory receptor activity; odorant binding. NCBI's taxonomy places the organism in Eukaryota, Metazoa, Arthropoda, Insecta, Diptera, Drosophilidae. Gene Ontology annotation, cellular component: plasma membrane. The transcript has 4 exons. Gene Ontology annotation, biological process: detection of chemical stimulus involved in sensory perception of smell; sensory perception of smell. The record is from RefSeq and is a predicted model, not a curated record. Bases 29 to 1207 code for a protein of 392 amino acids.
UCAAAAUGGUUCUUAGAACUAAGUCGCCAUGCAAUCCGUGCAGUAUAGUUACGAGGACUUCGCCAAGAUGCCCAGCUCCUUGUUCCGCUUGAUGGGCUACGACAUGCUGGAAACACCAAGGAAUCGCCAACAAAAAAUAAUGAUGCAAGUCUAUCGGGCUCUGUGCCUUGGCAGCCACUGUGUCUGUCUAGGAUUCAUGAUUUUCCGUAUGUUAGAGAUGAAAACAAUCAACAGCGUUUCUCUGAUUAUGCGCUACGCCACUUUGGUAACGUAUGUUGUAAACUCGGACACAAAAUACGGCACCUUACUUCAGAGAGGUGCCAUCCAGAGCCUCAACAAUAAACUGGCCGCCAUGUAUCCAAAGACCACACUUGAUAGGAUCUACUACCGCGUUAAUGAUCACUUCUGGUCAAGAGCAUUAUCGUCUAUGAUUAUGUUCUACGUAGGAUCAUCCAUUAUGGUGGUCGUUGGUCCGAUCUUUACGUCCCUUUGGUCGUAUUUCUUUCAUGAACAAUUUUCCUAUAUGCAUUGCUAUCCCUACUUUAUAUUCGAUCCCGAGAAACAUUCAGUAUGGAUAUACUUGGGCAUCUAUGCUUUGGAGUGGCUGCACAGCACCCAAAUGGUUAUUUCCAAUAUUGCCGCCGAUACGUGGCUGAUCUUCUUUCAAGUCCAGAUUAGUAUGCACUUUAGGGCCAUGAUAAAAUCCAUUGAGGACUACCAGCCCAGUUGGGAAAACGAUGUCGCUGAUCGUCACUUCUUGUCGAAGAUAGUAGACAAGCACGACUAUCUGGUGAACCUUCAAAAAGACUUGAAUUCAAUUUUUGGAGGUUCCCUGCUUCUAAGCCUUCUCAGCACAGCCUCGGUUCUCUGUACGGUUUCGGUAUAUACCCUGAUACAGGGACUUACUUUGGAGGGCGUUACCUAUGUCAUUUUUAUUAGCACUUCUGUGGUGCAGAUGUAUCUGGUUUGUUAUCAUGGACAGCAGGUUCUAGACUUGAGCGCGUUCAUUAGCCACGCUGUUUAUAAUCACAAUUUUCACAACGCCUCCUUGUCCUAUAAGAAAUUCCUUCUUAUAAUCAUUAUACGUUCCCAAAAACCGGUGGAGUUGAACUCCAUGGGUUACUUGUCCAUAUCGCUGGAGACUUUCAAACAGUUGAUGAGCGUUAUAUACCGAGCCAUAACCAUGUUGCGACAAAUGAUUCAGUAGAUUCCUUAAAAAUAAU